AUGGUCGAUGCGUUCUUCGAUGGCCAGACUAUCCACGUCAAGCAGCGGCGCAAGAAGGGCUUUCCACUUACUCCUAUGCGGAAUGUUCAGCGCGUUUAUGCUGCAUGGAAGCAUUGGAAGCGAGAAAUUCUUCAUAGCCGACAUGCCGAGGCGCCCCUGCUCCUUGCCCCUCCGCCUCGGCGUCAACUGCAGGAUGACGAUUACGCGAUGGCUGCCUCUUCUUCUCUCUACGUCGACUGCCCUGUCGCCCACGCUGCGUCGCGUGCUUCUGCCUUUGGGGGGCCUCCUGCUGCGUCACUGGACAUGAGCAUGGUCAUGCAGACUAAGUGCAAGCCAGGAAGAUCGAGACUGGGUCUUGAUUCAGGAGAAAGGGGCUUUGUUGAUCAAUUGUGGGUCAUCAGUGUUUAUUUUAAUUGGCGUGCUCAAGUUCCCUGCCAGUUGAGCGUUAAUACCAAGGACGGGAAAUGCUUCAGGUCCAAGUCGCAAUGUCCGCAGGAAAUUUGA
Molecule: messenger RNA, 504 nt
Organism: Triticum turgidum subsp. durum (durum wheat)
Lineage: Eukaryota; Viridiplantae; Streptophyta; Magnoliopsida; Poales; Poaceae
Source: the annotation of a GenBank genome assembly